Phragmites australis (common reed) is the source of this 1043-nucleotide messenger RNA. Its product is annotated as protein LURP-one-related 5-like. The coding region runs from base 181 to 879 and encodes 232 amino acids. Lineage: Eukaryota; Viridiplantae; Streptophyta; Magnoliopsida; Poales; Poaceae. The record is from RefSeq and is a predicted model, not a curated record. The transcript has a single exon.
AACAGCUCUUCCCACCCGCGAAAGGCAACACCGAGAUCUCUAGCGCCCUGCCCACUUCAAAGCCAAACUACUGGCCCGUCUCCGCUCACACGGCGCCAUCAACAGCGAGCCGAGUUGGUGUAGUUGUGCGUAGUGUGGAGGGAAGCGAGAAGCCGGGCAAGGGAGGGGAGGAGGCGGCAGAUGGCACAGCAGCAGGUAGUGAUAGUGGGGGAGGAGCACUGCGACGGCGAGGACAGGGAGCUGACGGUGCGGAAGACGACGCUCUUCACCCCCGGCGACGGGCUGGAGGCGUACGACCACCGGACCGGCGCGCUCGCCUUCCGCGUCGAGACCUACGGCCGCGGCGGGGUGUGCGGGGGCGGGGCCGCGGCGGGGGAUCUCGCGCUGCUGGGGGCCGAGGGGGCUCCCGUCCUCACGGUCCGCCGCCGCCGCCCCAGCCUGCACCACCGCUGGGACGGGUUCCUCGGGGACGGCGCGGCGCAGGGCCAGAAGCCGAUCUUCUCCGUGCGCCGCUCCUCCAUCCUCGGCAGCGGGACAGGCGCCGGAGCCGUGCUCGUCGACCUCCUCGCACCCGCCACCGCCCACGGCGAGUUUCGCGUCGACGGAUCAUUCCCGCGGCGCUGCUGCCGCGUGGCGGCAGGCAAGGCCGGCGUGGGCGACGGCGGCGAGGAGGAGGACGUGAUGGUGGCGGAGGUGAGGAGGAAGGUGGACGAGGGCGCGCACGUGGUGAUGGGGCGGGACGUGUUCGUGCUGUGGGUGCGGGCCGGGUUCGACGCCGCGUUCGCCAUGGGGAUCGUGCUCGUGCUCGACCGGAUCACCGUCGACGAGGUUCACGGCGACCUCGGCGAGGACUCCCUCGAGGCCACCUCGCCGGUGUAAGCUCGCCGGAGCUUUUCGCUGCCGCGUUCUCGGUUUCUUGCUUCGGGUGAUGCCGUGAUGUAUUGCAGAUACUUUUGCCAUGUUUCCUCGUCAAAGUUUGGAUCUUCGCCUUGUGAAUUGAGCUUGCAACUUUAGGCACAAUGCGAAGUAUAUUAUCCUGUCAA